This is a messenger RNA of Acanthochromis polyacanthus (spiny chromis), 2814 nucleotides long. RefSeq names its product CXXC finger protein 5a (gene cxxc5a). The transcript has 3 exons. The record is from RefSeq and is a predicted model, not a curated record. Gene Ontology annotation, cellular component: nucleus. Bases 544 to 1380 code for a protein of 278 amino acids. NCBI's taxonomy places the organism in Eukaryota, Metazoa, Chordata, Actinopteri, Pomacentridae. Gene Ontology annotation, molecular function: zinc ion binding; methyl-CpG binding.
AGCUCCAAAAAUCUAUGAAAUGUGUUUGCAUGUUCCUCUCUGCAAGCGGGGAUGUAGAGGUGGGAUUGCAAGGACCGAGAAAGCUCGGGGAACCCACGCGUUCAGCCUCUGAGAAAGUACGCUUUUCCAAAAUAACUGGCGGCGAAUAUUUUUUUUUCUUUUCACAUUUGUCAUUAACAGACAGGCACUCUGUAGGAUUGUGUUGUCGGAGAAGAAGCUUUUUUUCCCCCCCUGCCCUUUUCUUUUUUUUGUCACCAUUCUGCACGGCAGGCUGAGAGACGGACCGCUCGGACUGUGGGAGCCCUCCCCUCUGCUCGGAUCUGCUUUGUCUCCAGAUGGCUCGUGGAAGACCGUGGAUGAGGGCUGAGCUGUAGUGGGGGCAGAAGGCUUCUGGGCCUGCCUGUCGUCGACUGGCUGAUUCGUCCAUCGAGGUGAGGCUUUACUCUCACCGGGCCGCAGAACGGACCGAGACAAGGUCCCUCCUCACUCACCCCUGCCCCCUUUCCACCCUCACCCCCUACCCAGGCACGUACGCUCUGGACCAUGUCUAGCGGACUGUCGGAGGGGGGCCAGACAGAGGACCUGGAGCGGAGUAGCUGCAAACAGGACUCUCCUGUUAUAGAGCGCAGGAACCGCAGUGGCAUCAUCAGCGCGCCCCUCAGUAAGAGCCUUAAGAACUCCCGUACCCUCUCCCAGUACACAGCAGUCUCCUCUGCCACCACCAAUGGACACACGGACAAUAGUGGGACUAAGAGCCACUCGGCCAAGCCUCAGCCACCCCCGCAGCCCCAGCCCACUGUCUCCGCACUGACAGCAGCCAAGUUGGACCGGACCCUAGAACAGGUUCUGGAGGGACAGAAUGGCCUGCUGCACUUUGCCCAGGCAGCAGCACUGUUAAAGCGAGCCGGUAUGGAGCACAUGCUCCUGCCUGGGGGCAUGGGAGUGGGAGUUGGCGGUGGAGACGCAGGCUCGGGGGCUAGCGACUUGGAGGGUACGUCUGUCACGGACGCCGUAGGUGGUCCUGUUGACUUCCCAUAUGGAGUAGGGGGUGGCUUCCCCUUCAACCCGGGGCUUUUCAUCAUGACGCCGGCUGGAGUGUUUCUGGCGGACAGCGCGCUACACAUGGCCGGCCUGGCCGAGUACCCAGCGCAGAGCGAGCUGGCCUCUGCUAUCAACUCCGGUAAAAAGAAGCGAAAACGUUGCGGUAUGUGCCCACCUUGCCGACGGCGGAUUAACUGCGAGCAGUGCAGCAGCUGCCGGAAUCGAAAAACAGGCCACCAGAUUUGCAAGUUUCGCAAAUGUGAGGAACUGAAGAAGAAGCCCUCUGCUGCUUUGGAGGUGAUGCUUCCUACAGGAGCGGCGUUCCGGUGGUUCCAGUAGGAUUCCUCCUCCACUCCCUACCCAAAGCUCUGCCAUCAAGUGCAAUGCCAACUCCUGGAUUGUCUCCGGAACAGACACUGGCUAAUAAACGAACUCGCAACAAAUAAAAAUUACAGAAGGAAAAAAAAAACAACAAAAACAAAACAAAAAAAAACAAGCAGAACAAAUACAAAAAAAAAAGAAAAAAAAGAAAAAAUCAGUCGGAUAAUGGAUGCACCUACUUAUUCCUUGAACCAAAAAUGAAGCGUAAAGAAAAGCAUCUAUGGCAACUUUCAUUCCCUUUUCUAUGUUUCCAUUUUGGUACCUUUUGUCCUUUUUCCCAGCAGGUUUUUUCUGUCGCUUAAACAUGGAACUGUUCAUUGCCAGAAACAGAAAUGACGGACUGAGUGUGGACAAUCAACUAAUUUCUGUGUUUGGUGUUAAUGUUGUUCAUGUGUGGAAAGAUACAGUACUUGUGUAGAGAAUGUAAAUUUACAGCUAUAUUUUAAAACUAGUGGCUAAUGGCAAACAUUAUUGUAAUUCUUCACCAUUAUGUUACUUAAACCCUUGUCUAUUUUAUGACUCAUUUUGCUGGAAGAGGAUAGUUUCCAGGCAGAUCAGUGGUCGCCCCAUGGAAGGCGGAAAGCGUUUCAAAUUGCGAUGCUGUCAAUUUCUGAUUGAAAUGAAACUGAACAAAAGAAGUCAUGUCAUUGGGCAGGUCUCUAGAGACUUCUUCACUGGGUUGAAGAUGCUGUUCGCCAGAGCCGUCGCUACUGUAAUCUCCUCAAUCAGCCCUCCUCUGCGUUUCCAAACUUUUCCUUUUAGUGAAACUGGCAGCCUUAUGUUACUGUGGCCCUACUGAGCAUGUGCCAAUACUGCUCAGGGCAAUAGCACUAAGAGACAGCACUUGCUCUGAGUCUACCCUACUGAACGCACUGAGACAAGAUUGCAUUUCUUUUUUAAUUUUAAAUCUGUUUAUUUGUUAUAUUUUCAUGAUUUUUUUUUUUUUGUUAUGUUGCUGGGUAGCUACAGCUUUUAAAAAUAACCAAUCUUUGUAUUUGUUUAGAAAAUUGGACUGGUUUUGUGAAUAAAAAGGAAUGCAUGUAUUUGUGUCAAAAUUUACAAUUCUGCUGUUCGUCUACUUGUCUAUUUGCAUGUUUUUUUUGUUUUGUUUUUUUAAAAACAGCUGGUUUGACUGACGAAAAAGAAAUACCACGUACGUGUUUUCCACAAAUUAAGAAAAAUGUUCCUUUUGUAAUUGGGUGGUAUGAGAAAAAUUCAGACUCUAGCAGAACUCAUUAAAAGUAAAUCAGAUGGUGGUAUGGAUCACCAUGAUGUCCUUGAUUUGACUGAGAUAUCUCUCGCUGCCUAUGUAAUAUCUUCCUAUAGUGGAAUGAUGGAGCCUUGCUAUGCUAAAAUGUAACCAAAAUGAUUUAAAAGACGUUUGAAUAAGAA